AUGCAGCCGGUCAUUUUGUCCAUGGAAGUGGACGAUGAUGAUUCUUUUGAAAGUGAAUACAGACUGCGCAUUGAAAACCAAGUCAAAUAUCUCAUCAUAUCUCCCGGAACCUUUGAUAGAGAUACGCUUUCAUUCCCUAUUCAGUCCCUGCCGAAUCUUCCUUACAACGAGGAAUGGACUGUGGCUCGUAUCUCGCGAGACGAAUCUAGCGGCAAUAUUGAAACCUCUUUCUCGAACCGAACACUAGCUGGCGUCAAGUGUCAAUGGCAUCACACUCUAGUUAAUUGUCUAGAGUUGGAAAAGACCAGACAGCUCACGGCAAUGGCUUUAGAAGCCGUCUCACAUUCGCUUCUUCCAAUCACCUUGCUAUCACCAGCAACUAUAAUCGCCAAAAUAGCACGGUUCGAAUGGGAGAUUCCUCGUAUCGAACAGGAAACAAGAGCAUAUCAGUUGCUUGAAGGUUCCGGGCUGACCCCACGCUUCCUCGGCCAUAUCCACGAGAAUGGGCGCAUUAUGGGGCUUCUGUUAGAGAAGAUCGAGGGACGUCCUGCUUCCUUUCAAGAUUUGAGCAUAUGCCAAGCAGCUCUAGAGAAACUACACGGAUUGGGACUUGUACAUGGGGACGUGAACCGAUACAAUUUUCUCGUCACGGAAGGAGGGGUAAAAUUAGUCGACUUCGAGUCCCUUCUGGAAAAUGCUAGCCCGGAGUCAAUGCGCAAGGAGUUGAAUAAUGUACGUGUGGAAUUGGCUGAGGAGUCAGGACGCGGCGGAGGUUUCAUUUUCCAUGGCGAUAGCAUAGGAAAUUGA
Penicillium cinerascens is the source of this 807-nucleotide messenger RNA. RefSeq lists its product as uncharacterized. The coding region runs from base 1 to 807 and encodes 268 amino acids. Lineage: Eukaryota; Fungi; Ascomycota; Eurotiomycetes; Eurotiales; Aspergillaceae. The transcript has a single exon. The record is from RefSeq and is a predicted model, not a curated record.